Molecule: messenger RNA, 4990 nt
Organism: Drosophila rhopaloa
Lineage: Eukaryota; Metazoa; Arthropoda; Insecta; Diptera; Drosophilidae
Gene: Mnt
Exons: 8
Coding region: 801-3215 (804 amino acids)
Biological process (GO): regulation of transcription by RNA polymerase II
Molecular function (GO): protein dimerization activity; DNA-binding transcription factor activity, RNA polymerase II-specific; RNA polymerase II cis-regulatory region sequence-specific DNA binding
Source: RefSeq, a predicted model, not a curated record
UUCUGUCAUUGCAUUCGGCGGGUAGGAAUCACAAGAAACAAGAAUCGAGAAUAAAAGAAUAAGAAACACCAUAAAACACACAAGAAACCGAAACAACAAACAAAAACAAAUCUAGUAAAAUUAACAAUAAGAAGAAAAAAAACCACAGCUUGCCUUUAUUUUUUUCACGUUUAAGUGCAACCAAAAAGAAGAAGCAGAAACAAGAAGAAAGGAGAGGAGAAGCAGCAGCAAAGUGCUUAAUAAUUCUAACGUUUAUGCAACUAAAACAAAAAUAUAAGAAUCAAUAUUAGCAACUAUAUAGAACAGCAAGCCAAAACCACCGAAUAAUCAACAACUUUAAAAACGUCAAAAAACUCACCAACUUAAACAAUAAAACUCAACAACCAACAAGAUCAAACACAACAAACUCCAAUCGGCACAUAGAAACAAAAACGUCAAUAAAUUUUAAAAAUAUAUUUUAAAAGCAGUUUCAAGUUUCAACAGCAAUUUUCACCAACAACUCAAUAUAUUUCCAACAAUUUCUAACAAAAAAAUCUUUCUUUAGAAAACCUUUUUUUUUGACAAAAAAUAUAAACACUUCAAAAAUUUUGUUAACAAUUUUCGCGAUAACUUUCAAGGUGUCGGGACUUAAAGCUGCCUCUGUCCUGCUCUCUCGCGUGUAUUCGUCCUAUUUCGCAUUGGUGUACGAGUGUUGUACUAUUUUUUCCAACAUAUAUUUUUGUUGUGUUACGUUUUCGUCCUUGCCACGUGCGAGUGUGUCCUGUGUGCGAGAAGAGGGAGUGCGCUAGUUUGUGUAUGCUAUGUCAGGGAUCGGGGGCAUUAUGGCGCUCCUCCAGGCGGCUAAAUUUAUCGAGCAGAAUGAGACGCUCCCGCAGGCGGGAGGCGGUGUCGGCCUGGGUGUGGGCGUGGCCCUGCCCCAGAAUCAGCAGCAACAACAGUCGUCGGUACACUGCAAGAGCAUCUCCAUUAUCAACAACAACAAUAGCAGCCAGCACAAUAGAAAUAGCAGCAGUAACGGGAUUAUUGCAACGCCACCGUUCACGAACGGAAAUGGCAACGGGAUCGUCAACGUAUUAAACGUGACAGGCAGCGUUAAAGUCUAUGCGAACAGCAACGGUCACAGCAGUCCGCGCAGUCAAUUAGCCGCCGCUGCCCACGACUACGAGCUUACCGCCGUAAGCAGCGCAGUCGCCAACGGACACAGCGAAGGUCGCCCCCUCAUCUCGGAGGAUGAUAAUUCCUCAAUCAACAAGAACAACAACAAUACCCACUCCCCAAAACAACAACCUAUUGCUGCGGGGAGAGCAACAACAACAGCAGCGGGAGCAACAGCAACCACAAAGUUGAUGGGAAAUUCAGUCUCACCUGCCACAAACUCCCCCACAAUCACCCCCCUAAAUACCACCCCCUCGCCUGCCUCCUCUGCCUUCAUGUUACUGGCAGCAGCAGCAGCGAAAACCACUGCAACACCUGCAACUGCAACAUCUGCUGCACUUGCAACUGUGCCAGCAGUAGCAACAUCUAAUCCUGCCAAGCACAAACUGAGUCCCAUCGCCGAGAUACCGCCCAAACUUCGAUUCGUAGCGGAUGUCAAGGUCAAUUCCACGGACACGAAUCUAAAUGCCUUAAUACCAACGAUCAGUAUAUACCAGAAUAUGCCAAAGCAGCGCAGAGAGCAAUUCAGUCCAUACUUCGGUAGAUUGCGACCGGGGGACAUCUCAUUGACACCACCGCCCACCGCCACGCGAAAAGUGGACACCAGCAAUUCGCGGAUCCGCUCCUACUCACUGUCCAAUACCUUUUCAGCACCCAGGGAUCAGCAGGAUCAGCAUAACAAUGCCAACUAUGUGCAAUUCCAGCAGCAUCUCAGCUAUGUGAGAAGCGGCAAUGGCGGAGUGGUCUAUGGGGUGCCAGCGGAUUCGUUGGACUCUUCCGGAGCAUCCGGAACUUCCGGAAAUGGAGCGGUAGCGAUGGCCCUGAACAUCGCCUCCUCGGCGCCAGCGGCGGGAUCUCAGUUGACGGCACACCACCACACGGGACACGGCGGUCGCAGGCGCACCACCAGUUCCAACAGCAACGGAGCGGGCACCCGGGAGGUGCACAAUAAGCUGGAAAAGGAACGACGUGCCCAGUUAAAGGAGUGCUACGACCUGCUCAAAAAGGAGCUUCCCAUGCGAGAUGAGGACCGAAAGAAGACCUCAAACUUGACAAUACUCGAUACGGCCCACAAAUUUGUCAAGCAAUUGACGCAGCGUGAUCGCGAGCAGGAGGCGGAGGUGGAGAGGCUGGCGAAGCAGAAGAUCGAGCUGCAAAAGCGGCUGAAGCGAUUGGGAUUAAGGAGGGAGACGCCGCCCACUGAUCAGCAAAGCAUUCCACAGGCCGACAAAGCUGUUUGCCUGGCAACAACAACCACACCAGCACCACCAACGGCGGCAAGUGGUCGCAAUGGAACCACGAUUCUAUUCGAUGCAGGCAACGCCUGUGCCACUGGGCAGCAGCUUACAACUGUGAUAAACAAAAUAAAUGCCACACCAGCAGGACCAUCAGCAGCAGGAGCAACCGCAGCCAGCAGCAGACACAACGGCAACCACACAGGAGCAGGAGGAGCAACAACCGCACUGACUCCGGCCAUGGGGAUCAUGACAAUUAAGAACGGCAAUGGCGUUAACAACAACAUACUGGCAAUCUCACCAACAGCAAUCCAACAUCAACUGCAUCAGAGCCAGAACGGCGGUAGCCCGGCGGGUAGUCCAUCGGCAAUAGGAGCAACUGGAGCCACAAUUAUACGUGGCUCGCCCACGCCAUCGACUCCAUCGCCGUCGCCAAGCUCAUCGUCCAGUGGCGUCUCAUCGUCGGCUUCGUUUAUGGGCGGUGGCUCCUCCUCAUCGUCCUCCUCCUCAUCAUCAUCCUCGUCAUCCUCAUCCUCCUCGUCAUCUUCAUCCUCCAGCUCGUCGUCCAGUUCGUCGUCGCCCACGCAACAACAACAGACCACCACGCCCACAACAACGGCCACCGCCCAUUUGGUGGGCGGCCGCAAUGUUGGUCUGAAAUUCCAUGGCGGUGCGGGUGGUGCGGCCACCGCUUUGAAUGGCGGUGCCACUAUCGUGGCCGCUGCUGUGCCAACUGGCGGUGGAUCAGCAAAUGGUUUUCAUCAGGCGGAUAAGGAUCGCAAUUACAAUUUUCUGAUGCUCAGUGCUGGGACAACCGCACAGUAAACCAACAAAAAACAAACGAAAAAACAGCAACAAACAAACACCUACAACAAUAAUGAAAACAACAACAACAACAACAACUGAAUUGUGUGCAACAGCUCCCACCUUACGAAAAAGUAACAACAACUAGAAGAAGGUUCUCUAAAAAACUCUUUCUUAAAAUAUGAUACAACAAAUAUUGCGUAUUUUUCACAUUUUCGCACACAUUGAAACAACAACAACAACAACAGCAGUAGCAAAAAGCAAACAGCAAAAAGAAACAAAGAAAAAGCUGUAAUUUUUUAUGUAAAACAAAAAGAAAAACAAAAGCUAUCAAACAGUUCCGCCCAACACUUAGCAUCGAUUUUGAAAAUCAAACAAAUCAACAAAAUGAAGAGGAAAAUUAUUUUUUAAUAAAUAAUUUUAUAAAAACAACAAAAACGCGGGAGGAAAAGCUAGCAACAACACCAAGAAUACGCAAACAACCAACAGCAACCACAACAGCAACAGCAGAAGACCAAUUAAAUAAAUAUAAAGCAGCAACAACAGGCAUCAUUCAACAAGAACAGCUUAAAAUCCCACAACAAGAUAAUCUACAACAUACACACACAGGCCCAUCAACAUGCAUAUAUACUAUAUAUAUUAUAUAUCUAAUUGUACUACUUUAUAGUAAAGCCUAGAAAAGAAAAAAAAAAAACACCAAGAAGAUAGCACACUUAAAUGUAAAACAGAAAAAACAAAACCAAAAUGCGCUGUUGAAACAGAAACCACCAAUGGGUAACGCUUUAUAAAUAUAUAUAUAUAUAUAUAUCUAUAUAUAUAUUUAACUUAGAAGAAGAAGAUUAUAAAUUAGAAAUAUGUAAAAGCCGGAUUUCCAAAAUUGAUGUGGCAAAGAAAAAAAGCUAAAACGAAAACAGUUUGAUGUCCCUUUUCUUGACCAAAACCUGACCCAGAAAUAAUUUCUUUUGGAUAUACUUUCUUCUUCUUUCAAAAAGCGAAACCACAAAAACAAAAAAAAACAAAAAACAGAAACGAAGCAAAAAUCAAAUCAAUAGAAUUAUAUCAAAUUAGAAUGUUUGUAAGUCAAGUAUGUGUGUGUUUGCAAACAAAACAUUAACCAAUAGCAUGUAAAACUAAAGAACAGAAAAGCUGGCGAGAUAAUGUUGUAUAUGUGUAAUACCCACUUGAAUUAGAUAUUAAUGUAGCAAGCAAACAAAAAAAACAUCGUAGGAAAAAUGUGUAAUAGUGCAAUAAGCUAACAAAAGCCACACCCAAACCCGCCCUACUUCCCCCAAUUUAACCCAAUUUUUUAGAGAAUUUUUAUUUUGAUCUUGUUCUGGAAAGACACGCAUAUAAGACAUUAUCAUAUAAUAUGUAGUGAUUGCGUAAAACCAUACCUUCUCUUGCAAAUUAAAUUCCUGCCUUAAUGCCAUUUAAACGGAACAGUAAGAAGAUAAAAGGCCCCAAAAUUUGAUACACCACAAAACAAAAAAGAAGCCUAUAAAAAUAUUUAUAUACAAGGAAUGGUAAAAAAAAGAACGAAAAUAGCUUAGAAAUAGAAAACACAAUUAUCACUAUAAGGAAAAAAAUCUAGCAAAAAGCAACAACACAAAACUGAAUGUUAUAUUUUGGAGCAUUUUUUUCAAUGUGUAUGUGUUAGCAUAUAUAUUACAUAUAUAUAUAUCUAGAAAGAAAGUGAAGGACGAUUGAUAAAAGUAUUAGCAAAAGAUAUCUCUUGAACAAUAAAAAAGGACAGAGAGAGAUGGAAAGAGCAGGUCGUCUCUUUCUACUCCCCUUAA